CCGACCUCUACACCAAAAGAAGAUUGGGUGCGGACUUUUUCGCGGCGACUAUAAGCGUUGCUGAUGCGAUUCCUCGUGGAUCCUGUCUUCAAAGGAGUCUGCUGUCCACUGAGUCAUGGAAGGGAGCAAUGGGAUGGUGUGGAAUAGGGCGCCUUAAAUACGGGCAAUCUUCCGCACUGCUCUCACCAACAUGGACAUUUAAAUAAGAGUCAUCCCCCUCAGAUUUACGUCUCUAUAGAAGUCAAUAUCAUUGCUAUAUCGCUCUCAUACAAGAACAAUAUGACGCGCACCGAUGUUCUUAUCGUCGGAGCAGGUCCAACGGGCCUCGUGAUGGCUCUGUGGUUAACUCGCCAAGGUGUGAACGUGCGCAUCAUCGACAAAUCAGAAGUGAAGGCAUCAACGUCGCGCGCCAUGGCUAUCCAUGCCCGGACCCUCGAGUUAUAUGGCCAACUAGACCUCGCCGACGAGGUCGUCGCGAAUGGCCACAAAAUCGCUGCGACCAAUGUAUGGGCCGGUGGUGUGCACCGCGCCCGUAUCCCUUUCGGUGACAUGGGUGCAGGCCUCACACCCUACCCUUUCAUACACAUCUAUCCGCAAGAUCGACAUGAGCGGCUGUUGGAGGCGCGGUUGAAUGCAAUGGGAGUACAUGUCGAGCGCAAUCGAGAGUUGAUCGAGUCCCAGGAGCAGGAGUCAUAUAUCACAGCAAGAUUGAGAGACACCACAAAGCCUGGAACCGACCCCGAGGGCGAAGAGACAUGCGAAGCAAGCUUUAUUGUUGGCUGCGAUGGUGCCCAUUCUGCUGUCCGCCAGACCUGCGAGAUCGGGUUCGAAGGAGCGACUUAUUCCCAGCUUUUUUACGUAGCCGAUGUUGAAGGUAGCGGAUCCGGCCUUAAUGGUCAAGCCCAUUUGAGCCUAAAUGGCGCACAAUUUUUCCUCCUUAUGGCUUAUGAUAAAGAUCGCCAUGCGCGUCUCAACGGUGCCGUGGACCAAAGCUCGCUGACCAAAGAUAUUUCCGACCUCACCCUUGAGGAUGUUGCCCCAGACUGCGGCAAGGCGGUGGGCAUCCAUAUCGACAAAGUGAACUGGUUCAGCACUUACCAUGUUCACCACCGCGUCGCUGAAUCGUUUCGCUGCGGACGAGCCUUUCUUGUGGGGGAUGCGGCGCAUAUUCACAGUCCGGUCGGUGGACAAGGCAUGAACACGGGCAUCGGGGACGCCAUUAACCUUUCCUGGAAACUUGCGGCAGUUCUCCAAGGCCAAGCAAAUAUGUCCCUCCUGGAUAGCUAUGAAGUUGAACGACGUGCAUUCGCCGUUCUUCUGGUCAACACAACGGAUGCUGCAUUUAAUGCUAUUGCCUCCGGGGGGUACCUAUCCUCUUUUAUCCGAACAUUGUUCAUCCCCUAUGUUGCCCCUAUCCUGGCUCGUUUUAACCUUGUGCGACAAAGAGUCUUCCGUGGCGUAUCCCAGAUCAUGCUCAAUUAUCGGGAUAGUAUGCUCUCAACUGGAUUGACUGGCAUCGUGCAAGGUGGUGACCGUGUUCCCUGGGCUCCGGUGGGAGAUCUUGAUAAUUUCGAAAGUUUGAAGGAGAUUACAUGGCAAGUCCAUGUCUACGGGGAUGUAAAGGAUGAGCUGGAGGAGUGGUGUCAGUCUAAGAAGGUUCCUCUGCAUGUCUUCCCUUGGCAUGAGAAAUAUCAGUCUGUCGGGUUGGGAAAGGAUGCGGCGUAUCUAAUUCGGCCCGAUAGUUACGUUGCAGUCGCGGAGUCUUCAGGCCUUCCAGACCGAUAUAAUCAGUAUCUGAACGACAACAGCGUUAGGUUAGGAUGAAAAGGCUCUGAUAAUGUUGUUAUCUGUUCCUCACUCCUUGUAGAUGUUUCCUUUUGCGUAUUUGCAUUUGCACGGAAAGUGACUCAGAGUUUGGUUUAUAUUCAUGGUCUAUUUUGAUGACACUGCAGCUAAAUGACAACCUCCAUUCUAUAAUCGAGAUGAGACACCAAUCUCUU
Molecule: messenger RNA, 2000 nt
Organism: Aspergillus alliaceus
Lineage: Eukaryota; Fungi; Ascomycota; Eurotiomycetes; Eurotiales; Aspergillaceae
Product: putative FAD binding monooxygenase
Exons: 1
Coding region: 280-1824 (514 amino acids)
Molecular function (GO): FAD binding
Source: RefSeq, a predicted model, not a curated record